Aspergillus sclerotioniger CBS 115572 is the source of this 1669-nucleotide messenger RNA. RefSeq names its product putative MFS transporter. The transcript has 2 exons. Bases 66 to 1631 code for a protein of 521 amino acids. Gene Ontology annotation, molecular function: transmembrane transporter activity. The record is from RefSeq and is a predicted model, not a curated record. Gene Ontology annotation, biological process: transmembrane transport. Gene Ontology annotation, cellular component: membrane. NCBI's taxonomy places the organism in Eukaryota, Fungi, Ascomycota, Eurotiomycetes, Eurotiales, Aspergillaceae.
CCUCCCACCGACAUCCCAUCCCGACCUGGAUCUGUGCCGAAAACAGUGCCAGACAGCUUGACACCAUGGACUCUUACAAGCCUGAUGUUGUUCACGAUGAAGGUGCUGACUUUGUCAAGCCCACCGAUAUCAAUGACAUCCAUCACAUUCGAGUUCCCGUGACGGAAGAAGACAGCAAGCGCAUCGCCCGCAAAACCGACAAAACCAUACUCGUCAUCUUGAUUUGGGUGUAUUUUCUGCAGAUUCUUGACAAGUCCGUGCUCGGCUAUGGUGCAACUUAUGGGUUGGAAGAGGACACUCAUCUCACAGGAAACCAGUACUCGCUGGUCGGCUCCAUUGCCCCAAUCGCACAACUCGCAUGGCAGCCGUUCUCCUCCUGGCUGAUCGUGACGGUACCACCAAAGAUCCUGAUGCCCACCUUGGUGCUCGGAUGGGGCAUUGCGCAGACAUGCAUGGCCGCAUGCAGCAAUUUCGGGGGACUGAUGGCCACUCGGUUCUUUCUCGGCUUGUUUGAAGCGGGGUGUAUCCCACUCUUCAGUCUCCUGACGAGCCAGUGGUAUCGACGUGCCGAGCAACCGAUCCGCGUGGCAGCCUGGUAUGGCACGAACGGAGUAGCGACCAUCAUCGCUGCGGCACUAUCGUUCGGCCUGGGACAUAUCAAAUCAGGGGUGCUGAAAGAGUGGCAAAUCAUCUUCCUCGUCGUCGGACUCAUCACCAUCGUCUCCAGUCCAUUCGUCUACUGGAAACUCGACAACGACAUCCCAUCCGCGCGAUUCCUCACCGAAGAAGAAAAGCUCCAAGCCAUGGAACGUCUCCGAGCCAACCAAACCGGAGCAGGGAGUCGCGAAUUCAAAAUGGACCAGGUAUACGAGGCUGCUCUCGAGCCCAAGACCUACCUAUGGGCCAGCAUGGCCCUACUCCUCAACAUCGGCGCAUCCGUGUCCAACGUCUUCGGUCCAUUAAUCCUCAGUGGCCUGGGUUUCGACACCUACACCACUACCCUCCUGAACAUGCCCUUUGGCGCCGUCCAAGUCAUCGUCAUCCUCCUCUCCAGCUACCUCGCGCAGAAAGCCCGUAUCAAGGGCAUUGUCCUGGCUGUGCUGAUGCUCCCCGUGGUAGCGGGUCUGGCUAUCCUUUAUGCCGUCCCACGCGAUAGCUCCUCCACCGGUGCCCUCAUGGCAGGAUACUACCUCAUUGCGUUCAUCUUCGGAGGUAACCCACUAAUCAUUAGUUGGGUGGUGGCCAAUACGGCCGGGACGACGAAGAAAUCGGCCAAUAUGUCUCUGUACAAUGCGGCUGUUUCAGCCGGAAACAUCAUCGGACCGCUUCUAUUUAACGAGAAGGAUGCUCCUACUUACUUACCUGGACUGCGCGCGUGCGUAGGGAUCUUCGUGGCAUUGAUUGCCGUGUUUUUACUGCAGUGGUUGGAUCUCUGGAUACUGAAUAAGAUGCAGGAGAAGCGACGUGUGCGCAACGGCAAGCCAGCCAAGGUAGUGGACGUGUCGAUGCAGAGUAAUCGUCAAGUGGAGAUUGAAAAUACCCUCGAGGCGACGGGGGAGUCGCAUACCGGCGCCAGCGGGUUGAUGGAUUUGACGGAUGGGAAGAACGAUGAAUUUGUUUAUGUGUAUUAGCCUUUUGUGUUUGCUUUGUUAUUUACGAAUUGAAUGAG